Morus notabilis is the source of this 2199-nucleotide messenger RNA. RefSeq names its product BTB/POZ domain-containing protein At3g50780. NCBI's taxonomy places the organism in Eukaryota, Viridiplantae, Streptophyta, Magnoliopsida, Rosales, Moraceae. Bases 225 to 1823 code for a protein of 532 amino acids. The transcript is spliced from 2 exons. Gene Ontology annotation, molecular function: protein binding. The record is from RefSeq and is a predicted model, not a curated record.
GUUGGUAUUUAAAGGCUUUAUAUAUAUGAGGAAUUCUGUAAAAUGCAAGUCUUGGUUUAGAGUUUAGGGUAUUUACUUUCUGAAUUUAGGGUUCCUAGGAUCAGUUUUUGACCUUUUAUUUUUUGAACAUUUGUGCUUCUUGUACAAUUCAUAGAAUGUUCAAGGAUUUCUUGUAAAUGUAUUUUGUUUGAAGAAAGGAAGUUUUUUUUUUGGGUGGUUGAGUUAUGGCUGAAAUUAGGCUUACUAGGGUAGAACAAGGGCAAACCAAGAUUAGAAAUGUCCCAAUUGCUGUAACCCCAGAAGGUUUCUGGUGUUGCCCAUCUCCUGUUGUGUUUCAAAAGACUCUCAAAACUCAAAAUCCCUUGAACAAACCCAAGCCUUCUUCACCUCCACACAAGACCACUGUCCAGAGAAAACAUAACCCAAUGACUGAGAGAAAACCACCCUUUACCCCAUCAAGGUCAGCCCUUAUCUCUGAUGGUCAACGACCUCUCAACCCUGAGACCACGGAUGCACCUGCUCUUAGUGCAUCUGUGGCUGCCGAGAGAGCCCCGAAACCGAAAAUCGAAACCUUGCCGAGGAAGGUGGCGAUUGAGUUUGGUGAGCCCGGGACUAGUGAUAUGAAGGUGAUUCUGCUUGGGAAGCAGGGGUUUUGUGUGAAGUUGAGUGUUCACAAGAAUGUUCUUGUGGAGCAUUGCAGUUUCUUUGCUGAUAAACUCUCCGAACAACAACAGUCUGGCUCGUCAAGUCUCGAGAUUGAUGAUUGCGAAGAUGUUGAAAUCUAUGUUGAAACUGUGGGACUGAUGUAUUGUAAAGAAAUGAGGCAGAGGCUGAUCAAGCAAAGCGUCUCUCGGGUACUCCGAAUUCUGAAGGUUGCAGAACAACUUGGUUUCAACUCAUGUAUACACUCAUGUUUAGAAUACUUGGAAGCAGUCCCGUGGGUUGGGGAAGAAGAAGAAGAGAAAGUCGUCUCAUCAGUCCUACGACUCCAAGGUGAGGGUAUUGGGGUAGCUCCGGUGUUGAAACGAGUCUCCUCUGAAAUUUCCAGACCCCCAAAAGAUACACUUUGCCAAAUAAUUGAACUUGUUCUCAAGAGUAACGAUGAGAGAAGCCGUCGUGACAUGAAAUCCGUAGUCCUGAAGCUCCUCAGGGAAAACAGUGGUCUCCUGAGCUAUGCACGUUCUGCUGACAUCUGUAAUGAAACUAUUUAUAGCUCAUGCAAGAGCUGCUUCGACUCAUUGCUGUCUCUGUUCAAGCAGGCAACAGAGCCUGAGUUUUCCGAUAAGCCUAUGGAUAUCAAAGAACCUGUGUUGAAGCAAAUAGCUUUAGAGUCUGAUAAUCUCUCGUGGUUGCUUGAGAUCUUAGCUGACAGGCAAGCAGCAGAUGAAUUUGCCUUAACAUGGGCAAGCCAGCAAGAAUUGGCAGCCUUACAUGGAAAGCUGUCUAUUGUGUCUCGUUAUCAUAUCAGCUGCAUUACAGCAAGACUAUUCGUUGGCAUUGGAAGAGGGGAACUUCUGCCAUCAAAGGACACUCGUCAGCUGCUGUUACAAACCUGGCUACAGCCAUUGAUCAACGACUACAGUUGGUUACAACAUGGCUGCAGGUCAUUUGACCGGAAGGUUGUCGAAGAAGGAAUCGGUAGGACAAUCCUCACCCUGCCUCUAGAGGACCAGCAGAGUAUUUUACUCUCUUGGUUGGGCAGUUUUCUGAAGGCUGGUGAUAACUGCCCAAAUCUUCAGAGAGCUUUCGAGGUUUGGUGGAGAAGGACCUUUGUUAGGCCAUAUGUUGAACCACAAGGAAAUUCUUUCCAGUCAGAUAAGUAAAAGAUCAUGACAUAGUAGAGAAGUAAAGCAAUGGUAGAGUGAUGAGUGAGAGUGAGAAAUAAUGAUUUGUAAAUCUUAUUAUGUUGCUGAAAAUUAUUCCACAUUAUGUGAUGUUCAUGGCAACGUGAAUGAUAAAAAAGAGUGAAGGCAGUGAAAAGAGAAGAUAUGGGUUGGGCGUAUUCCCUUUUUAUUGUUAAGAGCUGACAUGGGAAGUUGCUCAAAAAGGAUAUGGUGUUUAUUGGCAAACUGCUUCUGUUUCAUGAGCCUGGGGUUCGCUCAUUGGCUGAUGUAAAAUUUUCUUGGAAAACUGUAAGCUGAAGUUCGAGUGGGUUUUUAUUUUUAUGAAAUAUGAAUGAAUGAAAGAAUAUCGAUGGAA